This is a messenger RNA of Exophiala mesophila, 1330 nucleotides long. RefSeq lists its product as uncharacterized. The record is from RefSeq and is a predicted model, not a curated record. Gene Ontology annotation, cellular component: COP9 signalosome. The transcript has 2 exons. The coding region runs from base 103 to 1074 and encodes 323 amino acids. Lineage: Eukaryota; Fungi; Ascomycota; Eurotiomycetes; Chaetothyriales; Herpotrichiellaceae.
AAUGUCCUCUGCGUUUAUUGUUCUUGAGGAUAGGCCACAACUUCUUCCUCCAAACUCUGUGAUAUCCCGACGCUCGUCUCUCUCAUCUUGAAGAUUCCCACGAUGGAUCAAGCACAGACCAAGGCAUUGAUCGCCAUUCAACCAUUUGUCCACCUUGCAACGACUCAGAAAUCACCCACCCCUCGCUUCAUCGCCGACUUAAUCAAUCGAGCCAUUUCCGCGCCUGGAACUUACCUCUUCACCGAACUUCUCCAGACACCUGCUGUGCAAGCCCUAAAAGGGACUGACAGUGACCCAUGGGUGACGUUGUUAGAGAUCUUCAGCUGGGGCACACUGGAUGAAUACCAAGCCACUUCAAAUCUUCCAUCACUUGACGCUGCACAGACCUACAAACUGCGCCAAUUGACUCUGCUCACACUGGCCUCGCCAUUUGCGCCACUCAACGACACCAAUGCCACGCAUCACCUGACCUAUGCAUCUCUGAUGUCCUCUCUCUCCCUUUCUUCUCCCAGCGAACUCGAAUCCCUUGUGACUCAGUCAAUCUACUCAGGCCUGCUCACUGCCCGCUUGUCUCCAACGUCUGACCCGCCCGUCGUGCGAGUGACUUCGGUAGCUCCUCUGCGAGAUCUCCGACCCCAGUCGCUACCUGCACUAUUACAAAUUCUCGAGACGUGGGAGUCUCGCUGUGUCUCACAAGUGGCCGAUCUGCAAAGCCAGCUCGAAACGAUUAGAACGAUAGCCAGCAGAAGAACGUCACUACAAAGCCGUCGGCAAGCAGAAAUUGACACGGCAGUUCUCAGCGAUAAGGUCGAUGGGGCUGCGGAAAAGGCGGUGCGGCAGUUGAGGAACCUCACUACAGGCCAAGGUCAGAAGUUGGGCAAUAAGCGUGAUCUGGACCAGCAGCUGGAAGGGGAUGACGAAGCCGCAAGUGAUGAGGAGGGCCGUAUGGACCUGGAUGAGGGCGUCAGCGAUGUAGGAGGUGGGUCUGCUGUUGGCAUUCGCGGCGGAAGCGGAAACGGAAGUGGAGGCGGCGGUGGACGAGGCGCAAAGCGGAAUCGUGCGCGUGGGAAAUAGGCGGACGCCUAGACGACGUCAUGUCUAUCAUGCUUGCGAUCACGAUCACGACUCUCCAUGGAUUAAAAGUGAUGAAAGUUUGCAUGGCUUGACUGUUACAAAGUGCAAAUUGCGCCCUCGACUGCAUGAUACGCUGUAGAUCAAAGGCAAACUGCCUCCGCGCAGACCCAGGGGAUGAUGGGCUGCACUUGAAAUUGCAUGUUGUGGAUGAAUGCACGCCGGCCUGCUCGACCCUUGUUGACAUUUGACAGAAAAC